AUGACGUCAGAGCUGAGCUUCGCUGAGUCUGAGGUUAUGUAUCCAACUGUAGCGGUGAUCGUUGGAAGUCACUGGCGGUUAUUCAUAUUGGGGCCGCAUACUCAUUUCAACCACGGGCGAUGGAAUGGUAAGAAUGGACUGGACAGCUCAACAACUAUUCCUCUUGUCAAGGGAGUUGGCGCAACCGCAGCCAGAUGGUUGAACAGAGAUUUGGGAAAUGGGUUAUUUGAGAAGGCACCUGAGGACCCCCACAAGAAGGGCUAUCCUGACCCGAAGUACUUCGAGGCGAAUCAAAAUAAGAUCAGCAGCAAUUACUUAAACGUUAUGAAUGGAUACGGAAACCCUGAAAUGGUCAUGGAAAUAAAAGGUGUGUAUUGGCCUCACUGGAUGGACACCUCUGCCCACCACGGAUUCUUCCUGAACAACAUCGAUGCUGCAGCUGAGUUCGUCUUCCUGCUGGUCGAUGCAGUCAACAAAGGAACCAAAGGACAAGCACCUAUGUUCUUCGAAGUCAUCAAUGAACCAGAAAGUCAAUGGAAGAACACGGACUGGAAUACCUUUAUCAAAUUUCAUCAGGCUGUUGCUCUCGAAAAUUAA
Messenger RNA from Haliotis rubra (blacklip abalone), 597 nucleotides. RefSeq lists its product as uncharacterized. The transcript has 4 exons. Bases 1 to 597 code for a protein of 198 amino acids. NCBI's taxonomy places the organism in Eukaryota, Metazoa, Mollusca, Gastropoda, Lepetellida, Haliotidae. The record is from RefSeq and is a predicted model, not a curated record.